AUGAGCAGCAGCAGCUUGGAGACCCGAGCGCUGGAGCGGUUGGUGCCGCGGUGCCUGGUGAGGCGACUGCAGCACCCGAGCCGGCACGCCGCCAGCCUUCGCAGUCCAUCGGUUGAGGUUUACGAGGGUGCUCUGGCGUUCAUCGACAUCUCUGGCUUCUCGCGCCUCUCUGAGCUGCUAUCCGAGCGGCAUGGUGCUCAGGGUGCCGAGCUGCUGCAGACCUACAUCAACCGCUACUUUCGCUCGCUCAUCGAGGCGGCGCUUGCCUCUCCGCCCACCGCCCUGCAGUGGGUGAUCGUGGUCGCUCACGGCGGCGACAUCCUGAAGUUCGCCGGCGACGCCUUCAUCGCCUCCUGGCGUGCCGACUCGGCCGCCUCUGCUCCCGGCCAGGCGGCCGGUGGUGGCGCUACCUGCGGCAGCAGCAGGGGCAGCAGGGCGGGCCGCGGGAGCUGCGCCCAGACCUUCUUCGACGGCGACGCUCUGGCGGCCGCGCUGAGGCCCGGGAGCCAGGCGAGCGGCGACGCCUCCGAGCCGGAGCCGUCU
Molecule: messenger RNA, 543 nt
Organism: Emiliania huxleyi CCMP1516
Lineage: Eukaryota; Haptophyta; Isochrysidales; Noelaerhabdaceae
Exons: 3
Source: RefSeq, a predicted model, not a curated record